This is a messenger RNA of Vespa velutina, 3954 nucleotides long. RefSeq names its product RNA-binding protein 26 (gene swm). Gene Ontology annotation, molecular function: metal ion binding; RNA binding. The coding region runs from base 359 to 3244 and encodes 961 amino acids. Gene Ontology annotation, cellular component: nucleus. Lineage: Eukaryota; Metazoa; Arthropoda; Insecta; Hymenoptera; Vespidae. The transcript has 11 exons. The record is from RefSeq and is a predicted model, not a curated record. Gene Ontology annotation, biological process: mRNA processing.
UUAACAAGAUAAUAACAACGGUAUAACGAAAAUGUAAAGAAUGAAUAACGAUAAUGGAACAUUGUACACGACUACUGAAAAAACGACGAAAAUUCGGAAAAGGAUAAUGAAAAUCUGUUGUCUUCUUGAAGCAUUGGCUAGAGAUGAUGGCGUUACUGUUGUGUUGCUCGCUCUGAGAACUUUCUAGUAAUGUAGUUUCAGUUGUUCCCAGAAAAGAUCAAACGUAUGCGCAUACGCAAAAUUUGAUCGAAUGGCGACUGUCUUUACAUAGAAGAGUGCUUAUUCCCGCCCAGAAAGCGUUUAACUAACGAGUGCGUUUGAAGACUUUUAUGCAUUUUUCAUUGCGAUUUUACUAAAAAUGAUAAUAGAGAAUCCAGAUCAAUUCAAAGCGUGGCUUACUGCCGUUUUGGAGCCGCUCUGUGAUGCAGAUCCUGCUGCAUUAGCUAAAUAUGUAUAUGCCUUGGUUAAGAAAGAUAAAACCUUAGAGGAGUUAAGAGGUUGUAUGGUAGAACAGCUUGAUGUAUUUUUGCAACAAGAAACUAAAAAUUUUGUGGAGCUAUUAUUUAAAACUUUGGAGACUCAAGAAUAUAUACUUCCACCCACUAAGGGAGAUCCAGAUGGUGGUAGAACUCCACCAGGUGUAAAUCCACCACCUCCAGUGAUAACAUCAGAAAAAACUGCAGAUACAACAAUUUCUUUAGCUCCUGUAAUUACUAAUCCUGUUGCACCGCUUCAAGUAAAUGGCUCGACGCCUACAGCUAUUUGCAAACGUGAAACAAGAAAAUCUGAUUCUGAUAAGGGUGAUAAGGAGAAAGAAAAACGUUCUCGAAGUCGGAGUGGUCGUAUGAGAUCAAGGACAAGAUCUCGAUCGCGUUCUUGGGAAAGAGAUAGACGCAGAUCAAGAAGCAGAGAACACAUUCGUCGCGACAGAGAACGUGAUAGGAGUCGUCCAUGGCGGAAUGAAUCUCCACCUAUCACAGCUAGACGACACGACAGAAGACGCACUAGAAGUCGUAGUACAUCUCCAAUACGACCAAGGUUACGAGAUGGUCCCGAUAGUCGCGAUCAUAGAGCACGUUUCAGAAAUAGAUCUCCAACCCCGUUGAGAUCCAGAUCACGAUCAAGAUCCUUAGAUCGUAAAAAAAUAGAACGUUCAGAGAGGUUGGAUGUAGAUAGAUCAGAACGAGUAGAAGGAAGUCCGGGUGGUGGUACUCCAACACAAGAUAGUAAUCACGGAGACGUAGACAUGAGGUUAUCUACUACAAGUCAAUCGAUCCAAAGUGUUGUUGCUGUUGCAUCUAAUAUGCCAAGCAAUCAAAUUGGUCCUUUUCAAGCAAAGAGAAGAUGUAGAGAUUUUGAUGAGAAAGGAUAUUGUAUGAGAGGAGAUCUUUGUCCUUAUGAUCAUGGUACUGAUCCUGUUGUAUUGGAGGAUGUUGCUCUAAGUCGUGUUCUGACUUUUGGACCACAUAGUCAUCAAGCUCCAGGUACAGUACCAGUAACAGCAGUACCUGAUCCACCUCCAGGUCCAAAUGGCAAUGCACCGCCACCACACCUUCCACUUGCAAGUCUGCCACCACCGCACUUACGAAAUCAACAUCAUUCUAAUAUGGAUGCAUUUGCAGAAUACAAUCCAGAUGCUCCUAGUAUGGAACCAAGAAUGCCAUGGGGUAGACACCCACAGACUGGAUCUGGACUCUAUGGAAGAGGUCAAAGGGAAUUGAUUAGUGUACCAGUAAUUCCUCACACAAAUUCGACAGAAAUAACACAUAGUCAAGCAAAUCCAUUGAAACGGAAACAAGCAUUUGAUUUUAAUCGUCUUGGACCAAAACAAAGAGCAGUGCACAAUCCAGCUAACUGUUCUUUAGAAUUGAAGAAAGUUCCCCGAAGUUUAAACAAUAUAACACAAUUGAAUAAUCACUUUUCCAAAUUUGGAAAAAUUGUAAAUAUUCAAGUUAAUUUUGGAGGUGAUCCAGAAGCAGCUUUAGUUACUUUCCAGUUACCUACAGAAGCUAAGGCUGCAUACAGAAGCACUGAAGCUGUAUUGAAUAAUAGAUUCAUAAAAGUGUUUUGGCAUAACAUAAAUAAUAAUUCAGUUAGUGGAGCUAUAGAAAAUGUACCACCAGGUUGCCGUCCUUCCGUAAAAGAAAGAUUAGGUGCUGCUUUAAAUUUGCCAGCAAAAUCGGAGGAAAAUGAGUAUGUGCCCACACGUCGUUCGUCGGAUGAACAAAAUACACAGAAUGUGAUUCCAACAUCACCAAAAGCGGCAGCAGUUCCUACACGAGAAGAAAAAGUUUUAGCAAUAAAAAAAACGCAGGAGAUACUAGCGGCUAAAGAAACAUUAAAGAAAAAGCAAGAAGAAAAACGUAAAGAAGCUAUAAAAUUAACUGCUGAUUUAAGGAAAAGAAAACAAGAACUUCUAGACAAACAUCUUGUAGAAAUUAGAGUUUUAAUAGAUAAAGCGGAGAAAAAUCCAGAGCAGAAGGAUGCAAUUAUGGCAACAAUUAAAACUAUGCAACAAUCCAUUGAUAAUUUACGUAAAGAUUUAGCUGCAAAUGGACAAAUUUGUGGAAAUAAAUCGCAGAUCAAGUCCAAAGAACAAACUCAAAAGGAGAUUUUAGAUGCUGAGCUGGAUUUAAUGACUGCUCAGCAGGAGGGUCAAGAUGCAGGAGAAUUGCAAAAGAGAUUAAAUGAAUUACGAGCUCAAGCUGCUGCAUUAGGUUUACAUGCGAGUCCAGGUGUAGGUAGAGGUGCGAGGUCUAGUAGAAUUAUACGUGGAACUCAUGCAGUUUCAUAUAGGGGUCGUGGAAGAGGAAGUUAUGCUCACGUUUCAGUAGAUCAUAGACCAACGAGUCUUCUAGUCUCAGGUUACGAAACGGAGGAAAAAUCAGAUGUUCUAGCACAUUUUCAACAAUUUGGAGAAAUAGUGAACCAAAUUAUAGAUGAUACAACACCAUCUAUUGUAAUCAAUUAUAAAUCCAGAAAAGAAGCCGAAGUUGCAAUGUUAAAAGGCCGUACCUUUCAAGAUAGAUUAUUAUCUAUAACCUGGGUAUCCGGGCAUCACUUACAUCGCGGUGGAAGUGGAAAUAAUCUGAAUUCAUCCGUACAACUUUCUGUACAUUCUGAACAAGCACCACCUACAGCUGAAGAAGAAAUCGAUUUAGAAGGAACAGCAGAAGCAUUACUUCUUGAAGAAAAUGAAGAGGAAGAGGAGGAAGAUGGGGAACCACGCAGUUGGCGACGAUAGCAGCAUCAGCGUUAUUUAUGACAAAAGUGCGUUAUUGGCUACAGUGGUAGUAGCAUUUUUUGGGCAUAUCGAUGUUUGCUCAGUUCUUUCAUGACUGCUACAUCGCUGCUUAAUGUUUCAAAUACAAUGAUUUUGUCAAAAAAGUCACGUUAUGGGCUCAUUGGCGUUAUAAUGAGCAUUACAAUACUUGUUAAUACUAUUAAAUAUGCGUGUGCAUUAUAACGGUAUAUCUAUACUGUGUCCAAUAAUGCGCAUCACGAAAAUAGGCCAGUAUACAAGUUUCCACAACACGACUAACCAAAUUUAUCUCAUUAUUUCUAGAAUAAAAUCGCUAUGUUUUGUAUGGGAAACUCUUAUUCUAACUUUAAGUCCUCAUCUUUCAUCUGUAGAAUUGCGAUUAUUUCUCGUUAUGAUAUUAUAAGGUUUUAUGAUGUAGUACAUAAAUCUAGAGUAAAUAGGCAUAUGUAGUUCUAAACAUUUUUCUGUCGAAAGCGAGAAAACUAUAUUUAUAAUUUGUAUAAUAUACAUAGCUUAUUCUAGAUCUUCUUCAUAAGAGAUAGCGUAUAACGCUUAAAGUAGUGUAAAUGAUUUUUUACUUUCACUUAAAUGUACUAUUUAAAAAUUGUUCCUGUAAUCAUGUACAGUAUCAUGUAUAAUUUUCAUUGUUUUGUUUUACCUAAUGUCAGUGAAUUAAGUUGGUAACGCCAAAA